UGUCCGGCUCCAAUAUUACGUAGUUAGAAAACUCAAUAAUCUAAGUCAAACAGACACUUAUCAAGUAAACGAAACUCGUAACAAGCGCUUUCUUGAUCGUGAUUAUAAACCAGUCGCAUAGCAAAUAUGGCGCUGUCAAAAAUGUUUACAAAUUCAGUGUUACCCUAAUAUGGAAAAACCCAUACACUUGUUGAAGGCAGGGGUGAAAAAACCCCUCAAUUUAUAAAGACCUAACCUUUCACUUGUCUGCAUAGCUAUCAAGGCAAACACAACACCGGACAGAUGUCAUCAAUGGCUUGUCGCAGACGGAUCUUUUUGAAGAUUUGUCAGAAUCCAUCUUUUUGUUCAACACAGUGUUAUGCUUCUAGAUCAUUUACAACAGAGACUUGUAACUCUCCCGAAACAAACACUGAUGGCGCCCAAAAACACCAAUACAAUUAUACUGGAAGGAGAUAUGUAAGCAAAAUGUACCAAAAUUUAGGAAACAUUUACCCAGAAAGCAGCAAGUUGGUCUGCCAGAGUCACAAGCUUUUCCUAUAUGCCAAUAUCAUACAACAAUGUCACGUCGGAGGCUACAACCUUCUACCAUUAGGUCAAAGGGUACAGGACAAAUUAGUGAAGAUCAUUGAUCAAGAGUUGGAGAGGAUUGGGUGUCAAAAAAUGUCCAUGACAACAUUGGCUCCUGCAAAGUUUUGGAAGAAAACUGGACGUUGGGAUGCCAUGGGAAAUGAACUAUUCCGUUUAACAGAUAGAAAAAGGAUUGAAUUUUGCUUGGGACCAACCCAUGAAGAGGUGAUCACAAACAUACUUGCCACUGGCCCAUUAUUAUCAUACAAGCGCCUACCAAUGAAAAUGUAUCAAAUAACCAGAAAGUUUCGAGAUGAAAAUUCUCCUAAAUAUGGCUUCCUGCGAAGUAGAGAGUUUGAUAUGAAAGAUUUGUACACAUUUGAUGCUUCAUUGGAGGAAGCAACAGAGACCUAUCAUACUGUGUGUACAGCCUAUAAACAGAUCCUGGAUAGGCUAGGACUGGACUAUGAUAUAGUGACUGGCUCUACUGGCAACAUUGGAGGAAGCAUCUCCCAUGAAUUCCAGAUCAGGGCAGACAUUGGAGAGGACACAAUUCAUGUUUGCAAAAAGUGUGGAUUUGGAGCUAAUGCUGAAACUACAGAGGCAAAGAACAAGAUAUGCUCAGAAAAUCCAUGUGAAUUGUCAGUUUCUUCAUCAAUAGAGGUUGGACAUUCUUUCCUGCUGGGAACAAAGUACUCUGAGCAUUUUGCUGCGAAAUGCAUCAACAAAGAUGCAAACAAGAAUUUGUAUCAGAUGGGAUGCUAUGGACUUGGUGUAUCUAGAAUAAUGCAGGCUUGUGUUGAAGUUUUAUCUACAGAGAAAAAGAUAGUGUGGCCCCAGCUACUAGCACCAUACCAAUUCUGUAUUAUACCAUUAGAAUCCAAGAGAGAAUGUCUGUCCAUAGCUGAAUCUCUGAGUGACGAGUUAAACAAACGAAGUGGUCUAUCUGGUGAAGUUGUGAUAGAUGAUCGAGACAAAAAAGUGACUUUCCGAUUGUUUGGGGCAAAAGCCAUUGGCUACCCUUAUAUAAUAACAGUUAAAGACAAGGCCCUUCAAGAUAACGCAGAAUUUGAGGUUAUAAAUACACGUAAUGAUGACUCCACCUUUAUGACACUGGAUCAGAUCAUGGAUAUGGCUUCAACAAUACAGACAGUGUGAAGUUAAAUACAUGUAAUAUUUUAUAGUCAAUAAAUUCAAGUUAUGUA
Messenger RNA from Ylistrum balloti, 1772 nucleotides. RefSeq names its product probable proline--tRNA ligase, mitochondrial. The transcript is spliced from 14 exons. Bases 283 to 1725 code for a protein of 480 amino acids. Gene Ontology annotation, molecular function: proline-tRNA ligase activity; ATP binding. The record is from RefSeq and is a predicted model, not a curated record. Lineage: Eukaryota; Metazoa; Mollusca; Bivalvia; Pectinida; Pectinidae. Gene Ontology annotation, biological process: prolyl-tRNA aminoacylation. Gene Ontology annotation, cellular component: mitochondrion; cytoplasm.